Messenger RNA from Racocetra fulgida, 251 nucleotides. The record is from the annotation of a GenBank genome assembly. NCBI's taxonomy places the organism in Eukaryota, Fungi, Glomeromycota, Glomeromycetes, Diversisporales, Gigasporaceae.
AAUUAGAGUUAGUUACGGAUUACCAGGCCUUGAAAUGGCUUUUGAACAACCCACAACCUACCAGUAGACUUGCGAGGUGGAUUAUGAUUGCCGCCGAAUAUCCUUGCACAAUUCGUUAUAAAAAAGGACAACAAAAGAAGUUCAAGAAACAAGCUGCCCACUAUUUCCUUGAUAAAAAACUUUUGUAUCGCAAGAAUAAAGUUAUCGACGGUCCUCCUCUAAGAGUGAUCCAAAAAGAUGAAUUGGAAAAG